Messenger RNA from Mercenaria mercenaria, 2040 nucleotides. RefSeq lists its product as uncharacterized. The transcript has a single exon. The record is from RefSeq and is a predicted model, not a curated record. The coding region runs from base 316 to 1296 and encodes 326 amino acids. NCBI's taxonomy places the organism in Eukaryota, Metazoa, Mollusca, Bivalvia, Venerida, Veneridae.
UAUACACCAUUUGUAACAAGCUAAUUAGUAAUUACACUUCCACGUAAAAAUAGACAUAUUAUUGACACUUACGUAGCACAAUGUAAAAAUAUGGAGGAUUCUGACAGUAGCAGUGGAAACAGCGUUGAAGCUGACGGGGCAGAAAAUGAAGAUCAGGAAGAAAGUGUUGAAAACAUAAAGCAAACCGAAAAUAAAACGUCUACUUUCGAUUUCACUGAACAGUCAUGACGGACUGAUUUUGUUCUAAUUGUUGAAGGAACGAAGUUGUACGUGGCUAAGAAUAUAUUAUCACUUGCUUCGCCGGGUUUUGAUACAAUGUUUCAAUCCAGCUUCAAUGAAAGUUCGUGCGACGAAUUGGAAUUACCCGGGAAGAAGUUAAAUGACGUCAUAGAAUUCCUACGAUGUAUAUAUCCGAACACAUUCACGCAAAUGACUCGUGAUAGUGCUUUGAAAGUAUUACCUCUCUUAGAAGAGUAUCAAGUCUUACAACAUAAACCAAGAUGUGAAGCUGUUUUGUUAGAGAGCGUCAAUACAGAAACAGACAUUGAAGAAUUGUGCCAUCUCCUACAAGAAACAUGCUUGUAUAACUUAGACAAACUUCAUCAGAAGUGCGUAUCACUCGCAUCUGAGAAAUCUCAAGAAGAAUUGGACGAGACAUUAGAAAAAUUCGUAUUGCCUGCCAAAGCGGCGAAGGAAAUCUUUGAGAAAAUAAAUAAGAAGUUGAGAGAACAAAUAACAAAUCUUGAAGUUCUUUUGGAAGAAGUAUCAGAAGAAGCCAAGAAAAGUAAAGAAAAAAUGAAAUUAACAAAUGCAGAAUUAAUGAAAGAACUAGCACUUAUGAAGCAAUAUUUGUCAGCCGAUGUUAAGAAAACAAAAGAACUUAAACUUGAUGGCGAAUUGAACUGGCAAGGAAAGAUGUUUGUUUUAUUUAUUGAUAUGGAUAAAACUCCCAUACAGUCAAAACAGAAAAUUGUUGUUUGGGACAUCCCUCUAACUGUAUCGAUAUCUAUCAGCAAAAGAUCUGGAGAUGAAUGGCUUAAAAUUGAAAUAAUAAACGAUGGAAUUGAAAUUCUUUGUUCUUUCAAAAUGCAUCUUGCAUUUGUAAAUAGACAGCCUAAUGGUCAGAAUCAGGUUUUGUAUUUUAAUGAGACACUUCCAAAUUGUGUGUUUGGACGAAAAGCGCGUAUGUAUUUGAAACCAAAAAGUGAGGUUAUGGAUGUGAAAAAUGGACUUGUGUUUGAUGGAGAAAUUGGAAUUAUAGUACAAAUGUACAUGUCACAACCAAACACAAUCUAAAAAAUAAAACAUUUGUAAACAAGAUAAAUGUUUUACACUUGCAUUGUUACCCAAAAUAGGAUUAUUAAACUGACAAAAAAUAACUAACCUGUUGUACCUCUUUACUUUUAUCCGUUAUAUAUGUAUUACUUGUGCAACAAACAUAGACAAGAUCAUUCAAAAAUGAUUCCAAGCAACUUUGGUGAACAUACAGGUAGAAAUUACACAUUGCAACAACUUUAAAUAAAAACUAGGGGCCUCUGUGGCCGAGUGGUUAAGGUCGCUGACUUCAAAUCACUUGCCCCGCAUCGAUGUGGGUUUGAGCCUCACUCGGGGCGUUGAAUUCUUCAUGUGAGGAAGCCAUCCAGCUGACUUACGGAAGGUCGGUGGUUCUACCCAGGUGCCCGCUCGUGAUGAAAUAAUGCACGAAAAAAUCAAAACUUUUUGCCCGAAAGUUGGUUUCUCAACAUUUACUAGACGAAAUUCUUGAACACCAAAUAUGUUUUCGGUGUCGUAUAAUCUUGUUGAUUUUACAAAAUAAUAUAAAGAUUCUCAUGUAAGGUAAAUAUUUUCGAGGCACAUUUUCAAAUUAUUCCUGCCUAUUGUAUUUAUUUUCAAUGUUCUGGUGUCCUAUGUAUUUGUCUUAGUUUAGAUGUUUUAUAUUGCAAUGGUAUUUCCGGAAAAGUAAUGAAACUAGUCAAACACACGAGAGCUUGUUAUAAUGAUUGCUGUUAAUUUAAAGACGCUCGCUACAGUUUCGUAAUU